GGCCAUCGACGGAGCAAGAGGGGCUCUUCAUUUUCAGCAAUCUGCCUACAGAAAAAUGAAGAAGAAGCUCUUGAUUCUUCUCCGGUUGAAUACCCAAAUUCAAUCACCAUCACCAUUCUCAGAUCAUAAGCACCGGCUCUACACUUUCCCAACCUCAUCACCACCGGGCCAUCAUUUUUGUGUCCAUAACCACUACACAGAAACAGGGGAAAAAAGACUUCAAAUUUUUUUGGAGCAAGAGCAGCAAUCAGAGAAGAAGCCUUCCCUUUGUGCCUCCAAUUAUUGCAAAUGGCCAAAGUCAUCCCAAGAACAUAUCCUAUAAUAACUUCUCUGGCCCAAUUCCUGUAACACCUUUCUUCAAGACUAUUUCUGCAAAUUCUUAUCUUCAAAACCCAAAUUUGUGUCAAUCCAUUGAUGGGUCUACUUGUUCUUCACGUGUCACGAGAAGGAAGGGAUUGAAAUCUGCAGCUUUGAUUUCUAUCAUUCUGGCCUCCUCAAUUACACUGGCCAUCCUUGCUUCAUGGAUUUUGGUUAUGACUCAUGGGUACAAGGUUGAAAAGUCUUCCGAGUCAGAAGAUCCAUGGACGUUCAUUCCAUUCCAACUGCUCAACUUCACCAUUGACAACAUUUUGGAAUAUCUUAAGGAUGAGCAUGAGAUUGGUAGAGGCGGCUUUGGGGUUGUAUACAAGGCGGAGAUGCCUAAUGGGGAGUUGAUUGCUGUGAAAAAGCUGAAUCCAGAGCCAGCAGUGGACUCUUUUACAACGGAGGUUCAGAUUCUGGGACAUAUCCGACAUCGGAACAUUGUGAAGCUAAUAGGCUACUAUUCCAAUAGAAGUGUAAAACUGCUUUUAUACAACUAUAUUCCAAAUGGCAAUCUUCAACAACUUUUGCGAGGGAGUGAGAAUUUGGAUUGGGAAACAAGGCACAAGAUUGCAGUAGGUUCAGCUCAUGGUUUGGCUUAUCUUCACCAUGAUUGUGUACCAACCAUUCUACACAGAGAUGUCAAGUGUAGCAACAUACUUCUUGAUUCUGAAUAUGAGGCUUAUCUCGCGGAUUUUGGGUUGGCAAAAUUGAUGAACACUCCAAAUGACCACCUUACAAUUUCUAGAGUUACCGGUGCUUUUGGUUACAUUUCCCCAUAACAUGGAUACAGAAGGAACAUAACCGAGAAGAGUGAUGUCUAUAGCUACGGAGUUGUUCUAUUGGAGAUACUAAGUGGGCGUAGUGCAGUGGAGCUUGAGGUGGAUGAGUGGCUCCACAUAGUAGAGUGGGUGAAGAGAAAGAUGAGCAAGGAUUGCCAGACCAAAUGAUGCAAGAGAUGCUUCAAACACUACGAAUUGCAAUGUUCUGUGUGAACUCCUCUCCCACAGAAAGGCCAACGAUGCAGGAAGUGGUGGUAUUGUUGAUGGAGGUGAAGACUAAGGAAUAAACUUAAUGAGAAUUAAUUCAACUAGUGGAUGCUUCAGUAUGCAAUUGCAUUUCAGCCAUACUUUCCGAAUAUCAUAUUGAGGUGAUUUUUGAAGCAUUGGAAAGCUGAGAGACAUAGCCACAAGUCAUUGGUCUGAUACCUUCUAUACCAUCCCCUGUCCUACACAAAAUGGGAAUAUGCUUCCUUGGAACUUGCUGGAUUUUCGUUUGUGUGCUUGUUUGUGGGCCUUAUUGCUGUGGGAAGGAUUUACCUUGGUAUGCACAGUUUGAUUGAUAUCUUUGGUGGUCCUGGCAUUGGUUUUGGAAUCCUUUAUCUCUGGCUAGCUGUCCAUGAAUACAUUGAUAACUUUUUGGACUCUGGACAAAAUGGUAAGUAUGCCUGGUAUGUUGUGGUUUAUACUCCAAAAGAUUUGUUAUUCUAACAUGCCAGCUGUUGAUAUGUCAUUAAAACCAGUUAGGUGAAUAAGGAACCAUAUGCUAAUAUCAGCCAUCAACUCAUCUGCAUAGCUCCUGUAGGGACAAUGUCAAUGACUUAGAUGCAGGAGACAUUUUAAACUGAUAGGUAAAAAAACUAAUGCUGAACAGAAGUAAAGCGCCCUCUACUAA
Rubroshorea leprosula is the source of this 2034-nucleotide messenger RNA. The record is from the annotation of a GenBank genome assembly. Lineage: Eukaryota; Viridiplantae; Streptophyta; Magnoliopsida; Malvales; Dipterocarpaceae.